AAGAAGAAACUGUACUUGGAGUUUACUUGUUGGAUGACAGUAGAUCAAAUUUUACAGGUUGCUGUUGUUAGUUUCUCUGCUCGGAAACAACUCCCUACAUUUCGACGUCGAGUCCGGCUGCUUCUCCCCUGGAAUAGAAAAUGCGGGACCGAACUAAAGAAUUAGGAAACAAUGCAGAGGCUUCAGAUGAGGAUGAGGAGGGAAAACCUCUCGUGAUCAAACCUGGAACCUCUUUAGCCAAAGAGGAGAAGGACAACGAUGCUUUCUUUAAGAAGGUGCGAGAAAUCCACGAGGGUCUGCAGAGUCUCAAAGCGAUGGUGUCGAAGCUCGAGAAUAAACAGAAGACGGUGCUCGGGGUGGCGCUGCCGGAGGAGAGUAUGAAGAAAGAGCUCCAGACUCUUCGAGAGGAGAUCAAAACUUUGGCGAGUCAGAUCCAGAGGAAACUCAAGAAUAUGGAACCGAAGAAGGGAGACGACGAUGGAAAAUAUGUACCCAUAAACACUCGGAUGCAACGGACCCAGCACGGCGUCCUGUCGAAGGAGUUCGUGGAGCUGAUGGGUCACUGCAGCACCAUCCAGUCCCAGUACAGAGACCGCAACGUGGAGAGAAUACAGAGGCAGCUGAAGAUCACCGGGAACGACGUGACUGACGAAGAACUGGAUCAGAUGCUCGAGAGCGGCCAGACGGAUGUUUUCACCCAGAAUAUCCUGAUCGACGCUCACGCCACAAAGCAGGCUCUGAAUGAGAUCGAGACCCGGCGCGACGAGAUCCUGAAGCUGGAGCGGAGCAUCAAAGACCUGCACGACAUGUUCCAGUACCUGGCCAUGGAGGUGGAGGCUCAGGGAGAGAUGCUGAACCGGGUCGAAACCAACAUCAAGGAGUCGUCCAACUACGUGGAAAAAGCCAAGGACAACACGGAGAAAGCCGUCACGUAUCAGAAGAAAGCGUUCAAGAAAAAGAUCUGGAUAGCGAUCUGUUUGGGCAUCCUCCUCCUCAUCAUCAUCAUCUCACUGGUCACCGCCUUCGGCACCUAACACCAGGCAGUGUGCGCUGUCAGCUGGAGACAAAGAACAUCCUCUUUCAUGUAAAUAACUUCCUCCCACAGGAUGUACGGGUGAAUGUAUUCAGCUGUCAUCCCUCUGCUUUUCACACCCGUCUUCCUCUAACCCUCCUGUCGUCCCAACGGCCCUUGUUUUGUUUUUUUAAAGAAGAAAUGUGCUUUUUACUCCCAAGUGACUUCAAUCUCACCCACAAUUCCACUCAAGAGGUAGUGCUGCUGGUUUAUGGAAACCCCCCCCCCCCCAGGUCUACAAAACAAAGACAAUUUGUGAACUGUUACGUCAGUGCUCCUUCUUAAAGAAUGAAAUAAAAGAGGAACUAAGUGGCCUUGAGCAAAGCACACUGCAGUGUUGAACUGAUCGUACUGUACUCAGGAAGCUGUGCGUCGUUUCUGGAGGAAGUAGAGUCAGGGUUUCUUUUAUAGACCAAUAUAAUUGUACAUAACCGUAUAUUGCUGGUGAUCAAGACAUUCUUUAAAGAUGUUUCAAACUGCCUACAUGGAACAAAUGUAAAUAGGUUUUUUUGGUGAAAUAGUUCAGCCCCACUCUCGUUUUAUGUCUCAUCACUGCAGUAAAAGGCCCGAUUUUAUUUGUAUUUAUGAUUUAAAACAUUUGCUGAGCUGCUGCAGCCACACAUUAUGAAAUCUGUAUUUUGUGCCUUCUUAACGUCCAGCUGAGACUGUCACGUUGUGCACUAACAUUGUCAAGAAGGGACGGAGAGACUUUUUAAUUUGUUUAUAUUUGUUUUGAAUUCACGCAGCAGUGUUUAGUCAGACACAUUUAACUUUAUUUUUCUUCACCCGUUUUGUCACGUUGUGCAACUUGUUUAAAUCCCGGAGCAGGUGAUGCGUUUACUAACCUGUGAACACAUUCACACGAUGAGACAAACGUGUCAAGAAAAAUAAACCAAAACGGUUUGUUAAGUCAUCAAAGUGUCCUUUGGAAUCAGGAAGUAAGAAGUGACGCAUUUCAACCUAAAAUAAACUUCCGGUUUGUUUCAUUAUUCUGUCUUGUAUCAUUAACUGUUACACAUAUGUUUGACUUCACACCGUCACAGUAUUUUGGUUUUCUCACCACGAUUAAACAUCAACACAAUGAAAAAUGGAAA
Molecule: messenger RNA, 2166 nt
Organism: Anarrhichthys ocellatus (wolf-eel)
Lineage: Eukaryota; Metazoa; Chordata; Actinopteri; Perciformes; Anarhichadidae
Gene: stx4
Product: syntaxin 4
Exons: 10
Coding region: 141-1034 (297 amino acids)
Biological process (GO): vesicle fusion; exocytosis; intracellular protein transport
Cellular component (GO): SNARE complex; endomembrane system; plasma membrane
Molecular function (GO): SNARE binding; SNAP receptor activity
Source: RefSeq, a predicted model, not a curated record